Protopolystoma xenopodis is the source of this 810-nucleotide messenger RNA. The record is from the annotation of a GenBank genome assembly. Lineage: Eukaryota; Metazoa; Platyhelminthes; Monogenea; Polystomatidea; Polystomatidae.
AGAAUAAGUGACAGUUUAGAGCUUCAAUUCCUGUUUACUCUGUUCCAUUUUGCUUUGAAUCCACCCCUUCUGACGACAUUUGGUACCAGUCGCGAGCUGAAAUCGCUACAGCUGGAAAAUUACAGAUUGGAGAAGCAAAUACUUCUUCAUCAAAUGAAUCUGGGCAAUAGAGAGCCCACGAUGCAGGUUACAGGCUCCGAUGGUACCGUCGACGCAAAACCGUUCAAGUCGGACGAACGUCCGCAGCAUCGGCGAAGUCUGGCCACUGAUCCAAGCAGAUCCGCUGCUGCAAGUGGUAGCACCCCCUUGAGCUUGUCCAGUUAUUUCAGCCGCGAGCAUCUGCUGCAUCGUCGCAGCUUUUACAGCGCCCGUUCGAGUCCGACGCCCGGUCGAGCGGGCACUUCGAACGAGGCGAACGCUUCGAUGGCCUCCAAAAUGUCAUCAAUCCCGACGACGGCGGCCACCAGCAGUUUGGCGCCGUCGAACCUGCCGUCCAGUCCCGUUCUGACGACGUCCAGAGCCAACAGCCCGGUCUGCACUACCCCCGGCUCGAGUACCGGGUCCAGCCGACACUUGACGGUCUCUGAGCCGUCUGCCGGCUGGAAUCGGCGACGCACCAGCCACAGCUCGAACCCCAGCGUGGUCACCAGCCAACCGGGCGCAAAGGAAGACCGGUUGGCGGAAAGACAAGAGGUUGCAGGAGAAAAGGAGAAGAGAUUGCCCAACGGGGAACACUUGUUGAUCACGCAGAAUGAAGUACCAAAGGUGGAAUUUUCCCACAAUCAUAUUAGUUCUAUUUGGCGUGAAUAA